Wasmannia auropunctata (little fire ant) is the source of this 3031-nucleotide messenger RNA. RefSeq names its product UNC93-like protein MFSD11. Bases 162 to 1541 code for a protein of 459 amino acids. Lineage: Eukaryota; Metazoa; Arthropoda; Insecta; Hymenoptera; Formicidae. The transcript has 2 exons. The record is from RefSeq and is a predicted model, not a curated record.
UAUCGGAGCCCCGUCGACGGGUUAGUCCUCUUCGAGUCCUGGCCGCGCGCGAAACGCGAAUCACUCCCGUGUCGUACGCGCGAACAGGUAUACACGCACGAGUAGCGCGAGACCGCGAAGACUGAUCGUCCUCCACCCACGUCCACCCCACCGCCGUGAUCAUGGAUCGGGCCUUUUUGAACGUGAUGAUCCUCAGCUGGGGAUUCAUGCUGGUCUUCACGGCGUUUCAAACGAUGGGCAACAUAGAGAAAACUGUUUUAAACAGCAUCAAGGAGGAUAUUAGCGACUUCCACGGUGAUGCCUAUAUCAGCCUGGCCAUAAUCUACGGCGUGUUCGCCACCUGCAACUGGUUAACGCCGUCGUUCAUUUCGGUGACAGGACCACGGGUGGCGAUACUCACGGGUGCCUGCUGCUACGACCUGUUCAUCGCCUCGUUCUUCUGGCCGCACGAAGCCCUGCUGUACUGCAUGUCCGGCCUCGUCGGGAUCGGCGCCGCCCUGCUGUGGACCGGCCACGGGCAGUACCUGACGGAGAACAGCAACAACGAGACCAUGUCGCGGAACGCCGGUAUAUUUUGGGCGAUUUUCCAGUCGUCGCAGUUCGCCGGCAAUUUGUUCGUCUACUUCAUCUUCACUAAGGAGAAAAUCGACAAGCAGCAACGGAUGAUCGUGUUCGGCGUGCUAACCGGUCUCUCGGUGGUCGGUACCGUGGUGCUGCUCGUAAUGAGAAAAUCGCCGCAGAAGUUGUCGCUGGGUGAGGCCGAGGGGGUGUCCCAUGCCGACAAGGAGCUGCGCCUGCCGGAGCCGAGGCGCGAGAAGCCGCUGGUGGCCGCGUGGAACGCCUUCGUGGAUGCCAUCAGGCUCUUCCUCACGCCGAACAUGCUGCUACUGUCGUUGACGUUCAUCUACACGGGUCUCGUGCUCACCUUCUACUCCGGCGUGUACUCCAACAGCAUCGGCUUCAUGAAGAUCCUGGGCGAGUCCCGCAAGAGGCUGGUGGGACUGUCCGGGAUCUUCAUCGGCGUCGGCGAGGUCGUGGGUGGCGCGGUCUUCGGCAUCCUGGCGUCCAAGAUAUCCGGCAGAUUCGGCGGCUGGCCGGUGGUGAUCAUCGGUCUGAUCCUGCAUCUGUUCGCCUUCAUCAGCAUCUUCCUGAAUCUACCGAACGACGCGUCGUUCGCGGACACGAACAGCGAGGGCUACAUCACGACCUCGCCGAUUCUCGCGAUGGCGGGCAGUCUCGCCCUCGGCUUCGGCGACGCCUGCUUCAACACGCAGCUCUACUCGCUGCUGGGCGUCCUGUUCGCCAACGACAGCGCCCCGGCAUUCGCUCUCUUCAAAUUCUGCCAAUCUGUCGCGGCGGCCGUCAGCUUCUCGUACAGCACCAGCGCGGGGCUGCAUGUGCAACUCGCGGUGCUAUUCGUGGCCAUACUCUUCGGCACGGCGGCCUUCUGCUACGUCGAGUACAAAGUUAAAAAAUUGAAGAACGAAUCCCCACCGGAGAUUGAUCCGGCAUUGGUCGACGCCACAAGCGGCGAAGAUUGAUGAGGCUAGUUAAAUGCGAAUUCAUUAGGUUGCAAAGACACAGCGGGUUUGAACGCGAAUAAUGGGGUGCGCGAAAGAUCUCGAGAGACAACACACAGAGUGGAACACGGGAAAACUACUGUGUUAAAAGUAAAGCGAACAACUCACAGCAACUCGAACGAGUGUUUUUAACGCAAAUUAUUUUAAUAUAUUAAUGAUAAGAGAUUCUUGCAAAUUUAAGUAUUAUUCAUGAAUUCUACAAUUGGAGGCUUUUUACAAUAUCGUAUUUUAAAUACAACGCAGUUGCAAAUAUAUUAACUGUGAAGUUUUCGUAGUAAUUUCUAUUUACUGAAAUUCCAUUGAAAUGCUAUUGUAAGAAGUCUCUAAUUCUAUCGUAUGUUCAAGUCCAUGAGAAUAUCGUAUAUGAUCGAGUGGACAAAAAGGAUAUCCAGGAAUGUAUUUUCGGUCGAAUGUUAUCAUGGUCUUCCAGUUUUUUAUAUAUCUCAAUCUCUCUCUACUUGACUGUGUUUUAGAUAUUCUCUUCUUCAAAGCGAUAUCUUUUCGCAAUUAUGCCAAAUAUGUGUGUCCGAUUAUCAGCAUCGAUGUUUUCAUUAUAUCGAAAUGUUGCUCACAAGAUGUUGCCUUAAAGACUUAUCGAUGUAAUCGGUUAUAUAUAUUGUUAUUAGAGUGCAAUACUUACAUCUGAACCAAUCGAUGUAAUUUUAUUUUAAUUAUUUUUUUUCAUCCACAAACUCGAAGGCUGUGUAAGUGCCCUUUGCAUUCAUUGCGAGCUCCUUUUUGUAAGUUUUAAUUAUAAGUAAUGUUUGAUUGCGAAAUCAGGUUUUUUUUUUUUUUUUUUUUUUAGCGACGAUUUUCGCAUCAGUCAGAUUUUGCAAUGCACUGCGAUUUUGUGACUAACUAGUCUGUAACAUGAGUCCGCCACAAAAAGACUCGCGCGUUUAACUAGUCCGUAACGCAGUAUAUCGACUUUAUGUCUGAUCGUAUGUGUAUGCGUGUGCGUGCGUGUGUGUAUGUGUGUGUACAUAUGUGUGGGUGCACAACGGUACGUGACAUUUACAGCUCGAAACUCGAUUGAAUUGUCCGAGAUCAGACUUAAGGAUCUUGUUCCUUCGUCGAUCGACGCUUGCCAAGUGUCGCGGCGAACAUGUAGAUUAACUGCGGCAUGCAUACAGGAUGCAUUAAAAGUCGGACACUUUUCUCACCAAUUUCUAAACAGCACAUACAGCGAGAAUCAGAACUGUGAAAAACACACAAGGGAAAUUAAUAGAAAAUAAAACAUUGAAUUUUGAAAUUUAAUUGAAAAUCGUGAAUUAAAGUUGUAAAACACAGAUUUGCUGUUAACAAAGUUUCGAGGUGUUAAAAUCUUUUUUUUUUGUCAAAAGCUAAUCAUGCGACUUUUGAGGCAUCCUCUGUGCAUUGUAAUACCCACGCAUUUCACUCCAUUUUUUUUCGUAUUUUACUUGAUCAUGGAUGUGUUAGAUAUAUUUUAU